ACGCUGGGUUUUUUCCUUCACGGGUCCGUCUUGUCAGGCUUCCAUAACGCUUCUAUUUUGGCAAAAUGGACAUGUUGUAGUCAAUAAAAAACAUGGCCUGGGUGAAUUUUAAAACACGAUAUUCAACAAUGUGCACCGUCGAACAUGAUUUACAAGACAGAAGCGUGUUCUUGACAGGAUCUUUUGCCUGAGAGCCAAGCCCAGGGCAAUUUUCGCUCUUGUCCAUUCUUCAUCGGCCAACUGUGUCCGGUGACAAAAUAAAGAGCUUGCGGUGACUUAGUCGGAGGGUUGGAGCUAUUUGUCUUACCGGACGAACCUGAAGACCUGGGUUUCACUUAACGUAAACUACACAGUCCCUUUUCAGCUAGCACCACCUCCUCCACGAUGACUGCUGCUGUGAGAGAUUCUGCCAACGUGCCUAUUCGAGGCGCUGGCGAUGGCAUGGAAACUAAAAAAACACCAGCUGUCCUGGAGGUGAACACAGAUACACUGCCACCAAGUUCGUCUGCACUUCCCGUCCUGAAGGUGACUAAUCCAAAACACAGCCCCAAAUUUUCCCAUCCCGCUCCUCCUGCUGCUCCCCAACCUCUCGGGGUGCUCCACCUGGGCAGAGUGAGUCGAGAGGCCUGCACAGAGGUAGAGGCUGUGAGGAUUGUUAUUCCACGUGCCGCCAUUAGCCGGACCAGUCGCUCAGGUCCCUCUGAUGGGAAAGGGGAGGCUGGGCAACAGGCUGAGGAGCAAGGUUCUCCCCCACUGCCUCUGGUGGAGGACUGGAGAGGACAGCUGGAGAAACUGCAGAACUCUGAACGCCGGCUCCUUCAGGACAAGGAAGGCCUUUCUAAUCAGCUCCGUGUGCAGACAGAGGUGAACCGUGAGCUAAAGAAACUGCUAGUGGCCUCUGUUGGCGAUGACCUUCAGUACCACUUUGAGCGUCUGGCACGGGAGAAGAACCAGCUGAUUCUAGAGAAUGAGGCUCUGGGCCGAAGUCUGGCACACACUGCAGAGCAGCUGGAGCGUAUGAGUAUCCAGUGUGAUGUGUGGAGAAGCAAGUUCCUGGCCAGCAGAGUCAUGGCAGAGGAGCUGACAAAUGCCAGAGCAGCCCUGCAAAGACAGACAAGAGAGGCACAAGGAGCCAUUCAGGACCUGCUGUUAGAAAGAGAGGAGUUCUCCAGGGACAUGGUGCUCACUCACAGAUCUUUGGAGCAGCUCCUGGUGUCUCUUCAGUGGGGCAGACAGCAGACGUACUACCCCAGUGCACAGCCCCUCAGCACUGGAGAGCUGGCAGCAGCCAAUCACAAGCUAGCAGAUGCUAUCAACUCCCACCUGCUGGGGAACACCAGUGGCAGCAGCAGUGUGGUGAAGAGCAGCAGUGCAACAGCCGAACAGCUCUGCAGCACACCAGCUGAGAAGAUGGCUGAGAAGGUGCUGAAGAUUUUAGACCCAAUUUCCUGUUCAGAAAACAAGACAGAUUCUCCACUCUGUGAUUCUGCCCCCUCAGAUUUCCUCAACAACAAAAAGAGCAUUGGCAGGUUUCACCCAUACACCCGCUAUGAGAACAUUACUUUUAACUGCUGCGAACGCUGCACCGGAGAAAUCCUGGUGCUGUAGAGGUGAAAGAGCAGCAAAAUGUCCCCAUCAGACACCGAUGCAGCAUGAGAUCUUAUUUCCAAGGACUGAUUUCUGAACAGGACUGUACUCUGGAGGAUAUUGUUGCUCUGUUAAGUCACUUCUUCAGCAGGCACCAGAACUUAGCUGCUCAAGCUUGCGUAUUUUUGCUACCUAUUUUGGUGUGUAGCAGUCGUCGCUGUUGGAUUUCCACAGACUCAGAUAAGGAUUUUAAUUUUUUCUCAAUCAAACUGCUGUUUAUACUGCUCUCUUAAACUUGAAGAAAAUGCUAAAAAAAUAAUGUUGUUUCUUGAAUAAUCAUGAUGUAAAAAUUAUGUCUUUUUUUUUUUUUAAAGAAUGCAUUUCCAAACCAUUGCAGCCUUGUUUACACUAUGAAAUGUGCUAUUUAUUGCUGGGAUGUAAGGUCAAGAUGAAUCAGUGUUACAUGGUGAAAAGAGUUUGCUUAUUCAAACUUGAACAUUAGGUCAGUGUGUUUUUGUUUGUUUGUUUUUUUACAUUUUCCUAUAUCCAUAAGAAAAUGUGCAAACAGGCCCUAAUGCCUGAGGCUUGCCUAGUCAGCCUGUUGUGGAAAUUAACUCCAAGAUGUUAUCACACAACAGACAAUAAGCAAACUUCACAGCCUCACAUGCACUGUGAAGAAUAUAAUAAUAAAUAAGUGAGGAAGCCUUUUAUAUUGCAGGGGUCUCCCCAAUUUAUCGCUAUGGUGGUGCUAUACUGUAUAUUAACAUAUUGUAGUCAUUAGAUGUAUUCUGAUAUUUUUCCUUUCCGAUACAUGAACUUUGAGUAUUGGCAGAUACAGAGUACCAUUGCAGUUUUAUUAAUUUGUAAUGGCGGUAUACCACUAACCCUGGUUAGAUGUUAAGUUAUGGAUGCAGUAAAAAGCCUCUGUUAGGUUGCGUACAGGCCUGUCCGAUACUGAUAUCAGAACAACCGUAGAGUUAAUAUAUUUUGUAUACUGCACGCUUCAAAGGCUUUAUAAUAUACAUUAAAUGUUUUGGAAAUGAUUUUAGAGUGCUGAAAUAGACUUGUUGUGGAGUAGUAUUGUUCAAAGUCAAUUAUGCACACACAAACAUUGUUAUUUGCAGAGACAUUGACUUUGUGGAUUUUCAAAGAAAAAUGGUACACAGGCAUUUUCGAAAACGAUUUUAAAAAGAAAAUGUUUCACUUUUUUUUUUUUUGAAUCAGCCAUGUUCACUUGGGUGAUGUUUUUUGUAAUUUAAAAUGAUUUAUAAACUUUUUUUUGUCUCAGAAUACAUUACUGUGAAAUGAUUAGUAAUAUAUUACACAUGCCCUUUUGCAGUUUUCUUAAACCAGACUGUAUUAUAUUUUGAUUGAUGUCAUCUGUAUGGGAACAUUGCUUUUUGCAUCUAUGGUGAUACUGUAAUUUACAGUGAAAAGCAGACUUUAAAAAUAUUUAUACAUCUUAUGUUUUCCAUAUAGACCAAAAUAAAGACCAAAGUAAUUUCUCUUUUUAAA
Scatophagus argus is the source of this 3102-nucleotide messenger RNA. It is a transcript of the gene blzf1, whose product is annotated as basic leucine zipper nuclear factor 1. Gene Ontology annotation, cellular component: Golgi membrane. Gene Ontology annotation, biological process: Golgi organization; Golgi to plasma membrane protein transport. The transcript has 7 exons. The coding region runs from base 385 to 1608 and encodes 407 amino acids. Lineage: Eukaryota; Metazoa; Chordata; Actinopteri; Scatophagidae. The record is from RefSeq and is a predicted model, not a curated record.